Messenger RNA from Xyrichtys novacula (pearly razorfish), 3825 nucleotides. NCBI's taxonomy places the organism in Eukaryota, Metazoa, Chordata, Actinopteri, Labriformes, Labridae. The record is from the annotation of a GenBank genome assembly.
CUCCCCAAACAAGGAAGAGGCGAGCUCGCCCCGCCCCUUACGUGCGCGAGCGUCAUGGCUGUAACAUCAUGGAGGAGGAAAAUUCAUUUCCAAAACAGCUCUAACUUGUAGAGUAUGACCUCCAGGAAGACUGUAGCACGACACAACAACUGACUAAAUGGUGACAAAGGUAAGAUAAAAACGAAUAAAUGGUGUCUUUUGUGGGAAAUGUGAGAGCUGUGGAGAUUUAGGACGACGGUCACAGUCACGGGAGUCAAAUCUGAACCUCAUAAAACAUCUGUAAUGUUAGUGGAGCUUCCCCGACUUUAGUGCUUGUUCGUUUGACUUCAUUCUGAGUGUCUGAAAGUCUUUAAAUAAAAAUGAUCUUGUUUGUGAAUCGUGUCCUUGUGAUAUACUGUAUGUAAAUACUGUUUCGGGACUUAACGUAGGAUAUCCACUAUUUCAAAUCAAAGAAGAAUUAAAAAUUUAAGGGAACAUAGAUUCAUGUUAUCUAGAAUUACACAAGUCUAAUUAUUUAGAUAGAUCAUAAUAUCCAAUUAUCUGAAGAAUGUGAUAUGCCCCUUUAAGUGCAGGAUUAAUAAAGGUGCAUUGUUUAACCCCUAACAAAACAUUUGUGUCCACAACAAAACUACUGAAGUUGUAGGUCGCAAACCUGUCUCCUGAAAAAGCAUUUUGUUUUGUGUUUUUCAGGAGUUGAAGUGUAGACCUGAAUCUGAAGCAUGAGGCGUCUAUCACGAAAAAAAGCCCUAAGCUUGGUGAGGGAGCUGGACGCCUUUCCCAAAGUGCCAGAGAGCUAUGUGGAGACCUCCACAUCUGGAGGGACCGGUGAGAUGCUUCUCUGUAAAAUAAUAUGAAUUAUAAAACUGUCACAACAUCAGCAGUAACAGUAACAUACCUGUCUCUUCCAUAGUGUCCCUGUUAGCUUUUAGUGCCAUGGCUCUUCUGGCUUUCUUAGAGUUCUUUGUUUAUCGAGACACCUGGAUGAAGUAUGAAUAUGCAGUAGACAAAGAUUUUUCCAGGUAAGCUCUAAAAUCUUAAAUACUACACUUAACUUUCCUCUAAUUUUUAAACAUACAGUAAAAGACAGGAAAUAACCCAGAUACUACAAUAAUCUCACUAUUAUUUUUCAUCAUUUCCAGUAAAUUGAAAAUCAACAUUGAUAUCACUGUUGCCAUGAAAUGCCAGCGUGAGUAUCCAAUCGUUCUUCAACUUUCAUAAAGAUCAACCUAAGUACAUAAUAUGUGUUUAGUGAGUGUACUAAAAGAAUGCACUUUUUGAAUGUGCAUUUGCAGAUGUUGGAGCUGAUAUUCUGGAUCUGGCUGAGACUAUGAUCACAUCUAAUGGACUCCAGUAUGAGCCUGUGAGUAAAAACAAUCUCCUCAUCAGAGAUCAGGUUGAAUGUCUGCCUUAGAUUGUUUUUUUUUUGUGAUAACAUCUCCUCUUUUUUUAGGCUAUUUUUGAUCUGACCCCUCAGCAGAGACUCUGGCAGAGGUAAGCUUUACAGAAAUCAAACAGGGAGAUGUAAAUUCGAAGGACAAGGUCUUUGUAAAUUAAGUAGAAAAACUUAAAGUGAUUUUGCUCAUUGGGAUCCCUUGUCCUGAGAUAAGUUAUGAGGCAGUUUUUUAAGAGUUUAGCAUCAACCAGAGAAACUUGCAGGACUACAUUCUUGAUCUAGUUUUUGUACAGGUGAUGCAGGGUGUACAGUUUCUGGCUUAGUGAGUCUGUUUUUUUUCCCUCUCCCAGGACACUUAUUCUCAUACAGAGCCGACUGAGAGAGGAACACGCUCUUCAAGAAGUGCUGUACAAAACUCUGCUCAAAGGGGGUCCCACUGCCCUGCCUCCACGGUGGGUUACAUGUGCAGAAAAACUGUAACUGGUUUAAAAGCAAAAACAAUUGGGAAAAAAAGGAGAAAUGUUAUCUUCUCAACUGUUCUUUGUAUAGGGAGGAUGCAUCCAUGGAGCCACUCACUGCUUGCAGGAUACACGGCCAUGUCUAUGUCAAUAAGGUGGCAGGAAACCUACACAUCACUGUUGGAAAGUACGGAACUGAAUGUAAAAAUGUGCAAAUUUAGCUGCUAAAUUUCUGGGAAUUCAAAAAGUUUAAUCAAUUUAACGACUCCAGUUCUUUUCUCACUCUUUUCCAGGCCCAUUCACCAUCCUCAGGGUCAUGCCCACAUUGCAGCUUUUGUGAGCCACGAUUGUAUGCAACUGCUUCCUAUUACUCUUGCCUGUGUUUUAUUUUUUAUAAUCUCAUGGUGCAAACCAAGUAAUGCUGCCUCUCCUUCCUGAGAAACGGCUUGAUUUAAAAGAAUAGAGACAGAAAGUGCAGUUAUUUUCUACAGUUUCACUCAGCUUGCUCAGUGAUCCUACACAGCUCUGAUUGAAUCCCAGCCUCCUCUCAUCUUUGCAUUCCAGCGUACAACUUCUCCCACCGAAUAGACCAUUUAUCUUUUGGCGAGGAGAUACCCGGCAUCAUCAAUCCUCUAGACGGCACAGAGAAAAUCACCUCUAACAGUGAGUUACUGUUAUUUUUCGAGAGAGGAGAGGAUAAAACAUAUGAUAGAGUCACAUUCGGAUCAGAGGACCUUCACGGUCUGAGUGUGAGGCAGAAUGAAUGCUUCAUUAAGAUAUUUACUGAAUGCUUGAGCUAGUUUUUCCAUCUUGACACUGGUUUUAGAAAGCUAUAUUGAAAAAAAUGUUCAUGUUGCUCUUUGCUCUUUUCGCUGCAGAUAACCAGAUGUACCAGUACUUCAUCACAGUGGUUCCAACCAAACUGAAUACAUACAAGAUAUCAGCAGAAACGCACCAGUUUUCAGUCACAGAACGGGUCAGAAAAGAGUCAUUUAAACCUCAAAAACAUCACUCAAUGCUUUCCAAAAAACUCAGAAACAACCAAAAGUGAUGAAGAAGAGGACACUGUCAAGAUACUAAUAAUAAGACUGCGUAUUUUUCAGGAGCGGGUGAUUAACCAUGCAGCUGGAAGCCAUGGUGUUUCAGGCAUCUUUGUGAAGUACGACACCAGCUCUCUGAUGGUGACAGUCAGCGAGCAGCACAUGCCACUGUGGCAGUUCCUGGUGCGACUUUGUGGCAUCGUUGGAGGGAUAUUCUCCACCACAGGCAAGUAUGGUGCCAUCUGAAAGCAUGUCUGGAUCAUUAAUGUUUGUGCAGAUGGAAACAUGGCGGGAAAAUGCCUGGCCAAGGUUACAUCCAGACACUAGAUUAUAGACUCAACAGCGACUGGUUGUAUCAAGAGUCAAUAAGUAAUUCAGUGUAGUGUUUUCAUCAUUAAAGGUAUGCUCCAUGGGCUUGUUGGCUUCCUUUUUGAUGUUGUCUGCUGUCGCUUCAAACUUGGAGUCUAUCGGCCCAGAGAGGUAAGUCCACCACAGCCCAGUAGUCUCCCCUGGCAAAUUAACAGCCUAACUAAGAUCACUAUUUCUAUAUAUAGAAAUAUAUGUAUAGAAAAUGUCAUCUGUGUCUAUUUCAGGAUGUGCAGCCACAUAACCAAAUGAACAACCUGAACAAUCACCAGACUCCCCUGUUGGCUGAAGAUCUGUUGGCUGAAGAUGUCCCUCAGGAGUAGACGUCUUUUCAACCACCAUCAAACUGCUGAUCUGCCUUCUGAAUGGUUCAAGAGUAAAAGCUCCACCAUCAGAGACUUCUCUGUGAUAUUUAAUGUUGUUCUGUGUGUGAACAGUUGUUUUCUAACUUUCUACAUUUCCAUUUGUCAUGAAGUUGUUUUUCUACUGAAAAAAGGCAGAGCUGUCUAUUCCACAUUGUGCUGCUAACUUUGAAAACCAGUAAAGUUUUUCUCAGACCCAUGACAAA